AUGCUUAUCCCAUUAAAGAGUCUCACGGUUCCUAACGAGGGCUGUGCUGGACCUAGGGCCGGCGAGGACAGUCCGGGGCGCGUGACGAGAUGUCCGGAACGCCGUUCGCAUCGCAAGCGACGCGAUAAGGGCGCGUCGCGGGCGCCGACCGCACACGGCGUCCGCGCGCUUUGCAUAACAAAGGGGGCAAUUUGGAGGAAAAAUGGACCCAAUCGGGCAACAUCUCGGCGCACAGCGCCACAUCGGACGCGCCCGCGCCUACUAAUGCCCCCCCCCCCCCCCCCCAAUGCUUCCUAUGGCAAUUUCCUGCUCAGCUUGUGGCGAUCAGCUCCGCAGAUACGGCUGAUUCGUUCGGCAUUAGCAUCAGUUGUUACU
Molecule: messenger RNA, 375 nt
Organism: Iphiclides podalirius (scarce swallowtail)
Lineage: Eukaryota; Metazoa; Arthropoda; Insecta; Lepidoptera; Papilionidae
Source: the annotation of a GenBank genome assembly